Messenger RNA from Sardina pilchardus (European sardine), 2916 nucleotides. RefSeq names its product zinc finger DHHC-type palmitoyltransferase 18b (gene zdhhc18b). The record is from RefSeq and is a predicted model, not a curated record. Gene Ontology annotation, molecular function: protein-cysteine S-palmitoyltransferase activity. The transcript is spliced from 9 exons. Lineage: Eukaryota; Metazoa; Chordata; Actinopteri; Clupeiformes; Clupeidae. Gene Ontology annotation, cellular component: endoplasmic reticulum; Golgi apparatus. Gene Ontology annotation, biological process: protein targeting to membrane; peptidyl-L-cysteine S-palmitoylation. The coding region runs from base 32 to 1204 and encodes 390 amino acids.
UCAGUCGACGGUACACAACAGAUUUCGCGCGAUGGGUCGUGGCAAGGAUGCUCAGCCAGGCAGCGACAAAGACAACGCUGGCGCUUUAGCAAGAGGACACUCAACGAUGAAAAAUUGCGAAUAUCAACAAAUAGAUCCUCAGGCACUACCGACACCCACACCAACUCCGACAACAACACCUUCUUCACGACCCUGUCCCGAGAAGACCAAAAAGCAACAGAGAAAAUGGGAGGUAUUUCCCGGAAAGAAUCGCUUUUACUGUGACGGCAGGAUAAUCAUUUCUCGCCAGAGUGGUGUUCUCCCUUUGACGCUUGGUCUCAUCCUCGUCACUAGUGGAUUAUUCUUCAUAUUCGACUGUCCGUUCCUGGUGAAGCACUUGACCAGUGGCAUUCCAGUGAUCGGGGGCGUGCUGUUUGUGUUCGUGGUCAUCUCCCUGCUCCAGACCAGUUUCACUGACCCCGGCAUUCUGCCUCGGGCAACACCAGAGGAGGCUGCCGACAUUGAGAAACAGAUUGAUAAUCCCGCUGCGUCCUCUUCCUCCUCGUAUCGGCCCCCACCGCGCACCAAGGAGAUCGUCAUCAACCAGCAGGUGGUCAAGCUCAAGUACUGCUUCACCUGCAAGAUCUUCCGGCCGCCUCGGACCUCCCACUGCAGCCUCUGUGACAACUGCGUGGAGCGGUUUGACCAUCACUGCCCAUGGGUGGGCAACUGUGUGGGCAAGCGCAACUAUCGCUUCUUCUACUGCUUCAUCGUGUCGCUCUCCUUCCUCACCGCCUUCAUCUUCGGCUGUGUGACCACACACCUGGCACUGCGAUCACGGGCAGGUAAUGGAUUGGUAUAUGCCCUUCAGGAGAGCCCUGCCAGUGCUCUAGAGCUUGUGGUUUGCUUUUUCUCGGUGUGGUCUAUUCUGGGCCUGUCGGGCUUCCAUACCUACCUGGUGGCAUCCAAUCUCACCACCAAUGAAGACAUCAAAGGCUCGUGGUCAGGGAAGAGUGGCUCUGAGGACACUGGCAAUCCUUACAGCUACAACAACAUCUUUAAGAACUGCUGUGUGGUCUUGUGUGGCCCAAUGCCGCCCAGUUUGAUUGACAGGCGAGGGUAUGUGCCUGAGGACUCCCUCCCCAACGCCACUGUGGAGAUCCAGCUGCCUGCUGCCAAAAAUGACAUCAACGUGGUAGGCAAAGUGGCAUCGCAGGUUUACUAGGAGACCCCUGACCUGACCUUUGACCUCCCUAUGACACCACCUCAUUCCUGUCCCAUCAUCCCUCCAUCCUAAACACUCCAAAGGCCUGAAUGAUGAAUGGACCCCCCCCCCCAAGGCCCCAAGGACCCCCACCCCUUUCAAUCUUGUCAUGACCCCUCCCCCCGGAUGCAUCCCAGACUUACUGUAUCUUGUCUCCGUUGUUUGACCUUUGACUGCUCGGCAGAGGAGCGAAGGCUCUGGACAUUUCAUUGGGUGACCGUAAAAGCGAGGGAAUGAGGAAGUCCCAGAAUGAGUGUGUCAGGUGGCCACUGCAGUGCAGCUGUAGAGUUCUGCCUCGGUGGUUAAUUGUGUUAGCAUAGCUCAGGCCAGGGAGUAGUCACUUCCUGGUUUCUGUUCCGUUUAGUUUUAUUUUGUCUUUUUGCUCUCUUUUUUUUUAUCAUUAUGUGUAGAGGUCACUAGGUGAUCUGGUCAUGCUCCGUGCCGUGCUCCAGGUCUUGCUCCAGGUAGUGACCUGAGGGCGUUGGGGCAGGUACUGGGGCUGGGUGGCCACCCAGCAGUGAGUCUGCCACAGGGUGGCGGCGGAGUAUCCACUGCGGGUCAGGUAGCGGCACGGGUUUACUACACCAACUGAUCUCUGCUCAGUAGCGUGGGAAGUCAAAGAGGAAGGGAGAUGUGUGUUUUUUUUAUCUAUGCCCACACACACAGAUACACAUACACACACACUGUGCAAAAAGCUUAUGAUCAGGAUCCGAAAGCUUUUUCGGAAAGUAGGAUAUCUGUGUGUGUGUGUCUGUGUGUGAAAUCACGUGGUGACCUUUUUUCUUGUGAAUUGGAUACUGGUCCACGUGUUUACGCAGAAGUGCGGAACAUUAAAGAGGAACGUGUGGCCAGUCCGUUGGUCUGUCUAACCACCUCUCUCCAAGGCCUCUGCACGAGGCUGGGGAUCCGGUCUUUGAGUUCCCUCGCCUCUCCCCUUAGGGCCGCAGUCAUACCGAAAAGCCGACUCCUUUCAUUGGUACGCCUGUGACUGGUGGCUGUAUGGCAUACUUCAGACCAUGUCACAGACUCACACAAAUGGACACAUUAUCAACUAGGGCCGCUUGGGGGUUCUGCUGGCAACUUGAGGGGUUAAAAUGUUGGGGGAUUGGGAGGUUUGUUUGGCCAGCUUGGAAGUUGGAGCUAUUCUCGUGUUUCUCAUGAACUCCCUCUCGUACUGCUUGUGCUUCUGUCCACAAAGUGAAUUUUAGAGGAAGAGGGACAAAGCUGCAGGUGCUUUGGAGAAGGAGAAGUGCUCUUGUGCAAUAACCAGGCAGUGUUGUGUGCUGAUUGUCAAAAUGGAUGAAAUUAUAUUUUUACUUUUUUUCCAGUGUUGAACAAACUGAAAGCUUUCUUUCAGCAUGGUUACUAUGUGCCUUAUUGUGCUGUUUUUGUUUUAUCGUUUUGUUUUUUUUGUGCGAGAAUGUUAUUAUUUUUUCAGCGUGAAGUUUUUGGUAACUCAGGAAUCUCUGGUCCUGCUGUUUUGAUUUCAUACCGCUGUUGUAAGUGUCCUUUUUUUUGUACUGUCAUCACGGCCCAUUUGUUUUUGUAUGUGUUGCGUUUUGUUUUAUAUUUUUAUAUCUGUUUUGUUAUAAUUCUGUUCUGUUUUGUUUGUUUAUUUUAAUAAUGAAAGAAGAAAGAGGAUCUAAAAUAAUAAAAUAUUUUUUUUAAGUUAA